CCCAAUGCGUCUGAUGCAGUAAACCGAUAAAUACAUAACCAUCAACAUUGAUUUCUAACCGAGAAUACGAAAUUUAAAAGUGUUCGACAAAUAAAUUCUAAACGUAUAUAAUUAUUGCAAGACAGUAGUUCAUAUCAAAGCUAGUGAAAAUACGUGCGUGUGAAAGUUAAUUGUAUUGGACACAAUCAGGUGGAAAUGUUAAGCUGGCGGGUACUGUUGUGUGGACUUAUCAUCACAGUAUUACAGGAAACCCAAUCGGCAAGUUUGCCGUUUCUACGGCCAGCACAUAUAGGAGAGACAAAUAAUGUAGAAAAGCUAGGCACAAAAAUGCGUGUUCCGGCUGAGAUGAUCCGUGCUCGCGUGCGAGAGGGUGUACCGCCGCCGCUAUGUGCUGGCAGAUGUGUGUCGCCACCGGCUGGUCCUGUGUGUGCUUUCGAUGCGACCGGAACCGCUAGGACUUUUGCAACUUUAUGUGAACUGGAGGCUGUAUCGUGUCGUGAAAGUAAAUACUAUGCCAUAACAAGUAAUGGAGAGUGCUGACCAACGAAAGAAGAGCUUUUACUUAUAAAAUAAUCUAAAAUAAACUUAACAGAAUAACGUAAUCAUACACUAAAAUUAUACAUCUAACGAUGUCUUAAAACCCUUUCCGUCACCAGUUCCAACUAAAUCCUCAAUUACCUUAUUCUUCAUACAUGAUGAAGAAUAAGGUAACAAAAAUGUACAAAACUCAGGUAUAAUAACCAGCAUGUAAAUUAUCCAUAGCUCAUCGAAUUACGUACGAUUCGGUUGCACAUUUAUCCCACAUAAUAUUUAAGUCAGUUUUUCUAAGCUUUCAAUAAUACUGCAAUGUACUUGUUUUUCGGUUCCUAGUAUUAAGCCAUCGAGUAGCAUAAGUUGUCUUUUUAAUUUAUUUUACAAAGUACGAAAUGUCAUGUCAUCAUUCAAUGAUGAAUGCUGAAAUCUUGAUAAAAUUCAAUAAAUUUGUCAAAUAGUA
Nymphalis io (European peacock) is the source of this 994-nucleotide messenger RNA. RefSeq lists its product as uncharacterized. The coding region runs from base 196 to 540 and encodes 114 amino acids. The record is from RefSeq and is a predicted model, not a curated record. Lineage: Eukaryota; Metazoa; Arthropoda; Insecta; Lepidoptera; Nymphalidae. Gene Ontology annotation, molecular function: protein binding. The transcript is spliced from 3 exons.